CAGAGAGAGACGGAGAGCAGAGCCUGACACAGCAGAGAAAGGUCUGCGACGUAGUGAAACUGAAAAGCAACAGAAAAAGAAUAUUUAAAUCUGCUCACGACCUGUGACGACCUGUGGAGCUCCAUACGACGGGAACUGAGAGAUUUCUAAUCACGGAAGAGCUGAAUUUGCUCUGAAUAGUUCAGCAUUUUUGUUGUAACAGAACAAGGAUAUCUGGAAAUGAUCCGAGCACUGGAUUUUCUUUCUCUUUUCUUUCUUGUCUUUCCUAUAAUCUUUGCAGAAAGAAGUUUUCACCCCAGAGACUCAGCUGAACGACAGUCCAAGACAGAGGUGCAAGUCAGACCCAUCGUAACCCCCAGAUCUGCUCAGAGAUAUCUUUGGAAAUAUGGUUGGAUAGAGCCAGUGCUCUGGGAGUCCCGACCUUCCCAUGGAAAGCCAACUCCCACAGUGGAAAACGUGAUCCAAUCAGACAGGACCAACCAGGAACAUUUGGAGAACACACCAUUUGACAGUGAAUUCCCCACAGACAUAGGCCUCACAUUAAACCCUAGAUUCAGUGGAGCCCUACACAGGUUCCAGGAAGCCAACAAGCUAGUGGUGACAGGGAAGCUGGAUGCUGCCACCAUGAAGGCCAUGAAUGUCCCACGAUGUGGAGUUCCUGACCGCAAAGUGCCUGAGGGUGAGGAGACUCAGCCAGAAGAUCAUGAGGAAAAUGGGUCCACCAUUCCAUCCAACCUCAAUGAGAGUGAAGAAGACAGCAGGGACACACAUCAAGAGAGUACAGAGGACGUCCAAGAAAGAGGACAAACGUUAAGUCUUCCAGCAAAGCGUCUUGUCAGGAGGAAGCGAAGCCAAUUGCUAAAAGCUGGGGCUAAAACAACAGCCUUUUCCAAGCAUACAUUGAAAUGGAGACUACUCGGAGAAGGCUACAGUGUUUGGUUGUCCAAAGAGCAGCAGCGUUACAUACUGCGCCUUGCCUUUCGCAUGUGGAGUGAGGUUGUGCCUCUCAACUUUGAGGAAGACUUGUUUUCUCCAGCUCAUCUUAUAGACAUCAAACUGGGGUUUGGGACACGUCGGCACUUGGGCUGCUCCCAGCUGUUUGAUGAUAUGGGCAGAGAAUUUGCUCACGCCUGGCAACUCGGCGAUAUUCACUUUAAUGAUGAUGAACACUUUGUCCCCCCAAACAGCGAGCAUGGGAUCAGCCUCCUCAAGGUUGCAGUACAUGAGAUUGGUCAUGUUCUUGGUCUGAGUCAUAUGAAUCUGCUGGGAUCUGUCAUGCAGCCAAAUUAUAUCCCAGUCAAUGAAAAGAUGGAGCUGGACUUGAACGACCGGAUGGCAAUACAGAAAAUCUAUGGAAAAUGUUCAGGGAGGUUCAAUACAGUGUUUGACUGGGUCCAUCAGGAGCCAGAUGAUCUGGGCCGCCAGGUGUCUCAUUACAACACCUAUUUUUUCCGGCGUAGCUGGUACUGGCGGUAUGAGAACAGCAGUAACCGUACAUGGUAUGGCUACCCCCAAGAGCUUAAGGUGGGCUGGGAAGGAAUCCCUCAUGCUGACAUUGAUGCUUUCCUGCACUUCUGGACUAAGAAGAAGCGAUUUACCUUCUUCUUCAAAGGCAAACUAUACUGGCGAUAUGAUGACCUAAAUGACAAGACCUACAGGCAGGACCCUGAAGGACACAUCUACCCUCGGCUCAUCUCAGACGGAUUUCCAGGAAUCAGUGGCCCCAUAGACACCGUUUUCUAUGAUCAAAGAGAUCACAACAUCUACUUUUUCCAUGGGAGGAAUGUAACAGCAUUUGGCAUGGAAAGUCAGAAGGUGGUUCCUGGGUACCCGAAAGCCAUUGAGGAUCUGUUUCCUGCAGCUAAAAGUGGUGACCACCCUAAAGGAAAUUUGGACUCUGUGUAUUUCUCUUUCAGCCACAAGGCUAUCUUCUUCAUCAAGGGCUCAUAUGUAUGGAAUGUGGCUACAAGUGAUGACCUACCCUAUAACUCAUUGCUUCCACACCGUCUUAUCAAUGAACAGUGGAAAGAUAUUUGUGAUGUUCACCCCUCCAUGCUUUCUAUGCCCAGGAGAUAAGGGAGCAGAACUAGUCAAAGUUGCCUCUCUAUACCCAGGGGACAGAGAUUGAGGUCUGAUAUAGACAAGGUUUGGUCUUUAUACCCACAAAAUAAUGUACCAAGUUAGACUUAUCCAAGGACUUAUCCAAGGUUGGUUAUUUAUACCCAGCAUAUGGGGCACUAGGCUACCUGCUAGCCCUAGCCAUGUUUGGCUUUCUACUCCCAGGAGAUAGGAUGUCAAACUAGACACAGCCAAGGAUGGAUAGCUAUAGCCAGAAAAGAGGGUGCUAUGCCCAAUUUAUCCAGGAUUGUACCUUUUUUAACCUAGGGUAUAGGGAGAUUGGAAAACAAGGACCAGGACAAAUCUAGCCAAAUUCAUUUGGAUAAAGAGGAGAGCACCACUGGUUAACUGCUUAAUAGAAUUUAUUGCUGACUAAAACACAACAUGUUUUGGGCCCUGUUGUGCCUUUCGCUAAGGUUCACUCUGUACAUGGUGAUAGGUCCUAUUUGGGAAUCUUGCCUGUCUGUACUCAGGAGAUAGGGUGCCAGACCAGAUCUAGGCAAAGUUGUCCAACUGUCAGUGGGUGAUAGGGUGCUAGAUGUGGUUUAGCCAAGUCAGUCUAAGAAAGUUUGGUCUCAGUAACCUAUCCUUCUGCUAUACUGACGGGGUACAGCUCCUAUAUGUCCACUGCUCUUCCUUGCACCUCCUACAUUUUCUCUGACAGCCUGGAAACUGGAAGUUCUAUACAUCUUCAUGAAAUGUCUUUGCGAGUUAGAACAUCACACCUAUUUCAUUUCCUAGCUGGCUCCCUGAAUGGAAUGGUGAGACCCUUCCUGAGGACUCUGAAAGGCUAGAUUGUUGCUUUGGGAGUCACCUUAUAACCAACACUGUAAUGACUGUAUGAGAAACAGGAUUACUAGAUAAAGAUGAGAAGCCAGAGGCUUUGAUUGUGUCAAUAGUAAAUACAUAUCUAAACUGAAUUAAACUGCUGAUACUU
Molecule: messenger RNA, 3055 nt
Organism: Xenopus laevis (African clawed frog)
Lineage: Eukaryota; Metazoa; Chordata; Amphibia; Anura; Pipidae
Gene: mmp21l.L
Product: matrix metalloproteinase-21
Exons: 9
Coding region: 220-2076 (618 amino acids)
Source: RefSeq, a predicted model, not a curated record